AUGGCCGACGCGGUAGACAACCUCUUCGUCACUUACCACCCAACUAACAAGUAUAUCAACGUUAGUGGCCUGUCGUUGGCGUAUGGAAACAAUUACUUCAACGAGACACUCGGCGCUCAUAGCAUCAACGUCUCUAUGGAUGCCGUGCAAUCGAGACAUGGUGUAUCUACGUCGAAUGAGGCCAUUGUGGGAUGGAACUCUCUCAGAAACUAUGAACUGAUCGACGGAAUGCGCAAGACUUUCAGCGGGCCAGUCAUCAAUCUCGAAAAUCACUACGAAACAGGCCAUGUCCCUUUCAAACCCGAGCUGGGGGUGUGGAAUAGUAGUGAUGUCAGACGCCGGCUCUGGAACGGCUUCUUUGCAGGUAGCACAGGAGUCAUAUAUGGUGCUGUCUCUGCGUGGCAGCUCUACGAUUCUCCUUGGCUGCUAGAUAAAGAGCGGCUGCAUAUUGCCCGGCAAACCAGCUUAAAUUACAUCGCUUUUUGA
Messenger RNA from Wallemia ichthyophaga EXF-994, 486 nucleotides. RefSeq lists its product as uncharacterized. The record is from RefSeq and is a predicted model, not a curated record. Bases 1 to 486 code for a protein of 161 amino acids. Lineage: Eukaryota; Fungi; Basidiomycota; Wallemiomycetes; Wallemiales; Wallemiaceae. The transcript has a single exon.